AUGGAUAUCUCUGGGAGAUUGAUUGAUGACUCCAUAAUCAAUGCUAUAUCAUCGCUUAUGAUUAAUGGUCUCAUGAAAAAGGCUAAAAAUGAGGUUAUUGGGUCUUUUAGGGGUCGGAAGGCCCUUGGCCCAUCGGGGGCCUACCGGAUCGGCCUCCUAGGCGGGCUAACCUCUUCUCACUACCUUGGGUCGG
Messenger RNA from Dovyalis caffra, 193 nucleotides. The record is from the annotation of a GenBank genome assembly. NCBI's taxonomy places the organism in Eukaryota, Viridiplantae, Streptophyta, Magnoliopsida, Malpighiales, Salicaceae.